Salvelinus sp. IW2-2015 is the source of this 3636-nucleotide messenger RNA. RefSeq names its product protein cornichon homolog 2. The record is from RefSeq and is a predicted model, not a curated record. Gene Ontology annotation, biological process: endoplasmic reticulum to Golgi vesicle-mediated transport; regulation of AMPA receptor activity. Lineage: Eukaryota; Metazoa; Chordata; Actinopteri; Salmoniformes; Salmonidae. Gene Ontology annotation, cellular component: endoplasmic reticulum membrane; COPII-coated ER to Golgi transport vesicle; dendrite.
AGACAAAGGGAGAGCGAGCGAGAAAGGGAGCAGAGGGAGGGAUAGAUAGAGACAAACAAGGGAAGCUGACAAAAAAAGAUUCAAAGCUUUCCCUGCCCCCUCGUCCAUAUCUGGGGAACAAGGGAAUACGGCAACAGAUAAAAGCCAGGGAGAGAGGGACCUAGAGAGAGAGAGACUGUUGAAUGAACUUGGCCAUUAUAUUCUAGGGAGAUACAAACAUUUCUUUAUAUCAGACARUCAGAAAGAGAAGAAGAAGAAACUGAGGAGAACAGAAGAUGAGGGAGAUUCUUUCUUCAAAAUCGUUCCAUUCUUUUUUUAGAGGAAGAAAAGAGAAAGCAUAAGGGGGAGUUUUGGAGAGAGAGAAGCAAAAGAGGAGGGGGGGGACGAGAGAAAUAAUGAAUUAACUUCGACUUCAAGGGCUGUGGAGAUGUUUUUCCUUUCUUGAGAAAAAUAAUCGUACCAAAAUAACAAAAAACGUCUUAAUAACAUCUGACAUUGUUGAUUCUCUAAAUGUAGUUUUUUCACCCUGCAAGUGAGCACUGGAAAGCAUAUGCGUGAAGAAAUCUCAUGACGCGACUGAGAUGGAUAGAGAAAGGCAAGACAGAAAAUUCUGACAUGGUGUCAACCCAUAUUGACAGAGACAAAGUGUGGAGAGGAAGAAGUGGGAUAUUCAGUGACAGACGCAUCUACCCCCAGACACAGAUGUUUAAUAACAGUUACAUUGUUCUUGAAAUAUGUGCCAUCUUCAGUGGCAAAGUGGACAUUAUAAAAGGGAGUGGGGACAGACACGUUAAGUGCACAAAAAUCCCUGUCUGUCAGAAUCAGAGGAGGCUGGGACCAGAGGAGAGAGCAUUGCUCAACUGUAGCUGUUCUCCCUGAACAAAUGUGCCUGUCGACCGCUUUACAAAGUCUAUGUGUGAAAAGCCUUUGCACAGACACAUGAAAAGGGAAGAGGAACUCAAGAAGAAGGACCAACUGUGUAACCUAGAUAAGCUGAAAUAGAAAGACCACAGCAGACUGGAGAGCGGAGUAGGAUUUMUUUCUUCCAGAACUUCUGCUCCUCACUUGGACAAUAAGGGCUCUCAAUACAACUUUAGAGGGCGGGCAGUCAGAGAGUCAGGGGUAGGGAGAGAGGAAGAACAGACAAUAACCUCCUGAGAGAAAGGAGGGAUAGUGCGCAAUAGAGAGAGGAGGGGAAAGUUCCCCCUCUCUCGACCCAUCUCAUCGUCAGGCUGGCUGGUGCAGCCACGGCGUUCACCUUCGCGGCCUUCUGCUACAUGCUCACCUUAGUGCUGUGUGCUGCACUCAUCUUCUUCGUCAUCUGGCAGAUUAUUGCGUUUGACGAGCUGCGCACAGACUUCAAGAACCCAAUCGAUCAGAGCAACCCUACCAGAGCGAGGGAAAGAAUUCUGAAUAUUGAAAGAAUCUGCAACUUGCUGAGGAAGCUGGUGGUGCCAGAAUACUCCAUCCAUGGGCUGUUCUGCCUGAUGUUCAUGUGUGCUGGAGAGUGGGUCACCCUGGGCCUAAACAUCCCCCUGCUCUUCUACCAUCUUUGGAGGUUUUUCCAUCGGCCAGCAGAUGGGUCAGAGGUCAUGUAUGAUCCUGUCAGUGUGAUGAAUGCUGACAUCCUGAACUACUGUCAGAAGGAGUCUUGGUGUAAGCUGGGCUUCUACCUGCUCUCCUUCUUCUACUACCUGUACAGUAUGGUCUAUGCCUUGGUGAGUUUCUAAAACACAGAAUAGAAGACCAAGAGGAGAUUGAAAGACAGAAAAAGAGAACGAGCAGGACCAAGACCGGGUGAUGUCACUCACCCCUCUUUCUCACCACCCAUUACGCCAUCAUCACAGACCAUGAUUUGCUCUCCUCAAAUCUUUGGAUGGAGGGACGAACCUUGGAGGACAUUGUGAGGAAAUAAGGCAAAGAGACGUUGUUGAGCUCAAGACUGCAAUCCAUCUAGAAGAGGAGCAGACAUGGAAGAGCCACAAAGGAGGAGGAAUGAAAUAAAGAAGGGAAAGCGAGAACACAUCUCAACUAGUAUACGUGUUGCCUUGAUCUGACCACAUCACUUCUUAGGGCCUGCAGGUCRCCUCUGCUAUUCUUAGUGAUAGUCACUCAACUGUGAAUUUAUAAACUUUGUGUUGCCUAAAUCCUAACGUAGAUGUUGCAGAUUCAUAUCCUUCCAUUCCAAUAAACCAUUUUAGAAAAGAAAAUACAAAAUGCACAAAACGUAUUUAGUUCUUCUACCGAUUUGGUAUUUCGAUAAUUCAGUAGUUGUGGUAGAUCAUUUUCUGAGGAUAGGAAAWGUUGUUUCAUCAGAUAAAUACACCAUUCACUGCUACUAUUUCAAACCAGAGUGAUAGUAAUUGUGUUAUUCACAAAUAUAAAAUGUAUGAACUCAUAAAUUACAUGCGAUGGGCAUAAGCUUCUGUAAAGGAUCGUGGACACCCUGGAGCAGUGUUUGAGUCUAGGUCCAUCCCAGUCAAGGCACUAUCUYCCAGACCCCAGUCCCCACCCAGGGAAAACAGGCAUUCCAACACAUAAUUAUUCAGGAUUGAAGGGGAUGUUUUGGCUUUGGGUGACUUGGUACUUGGGUGUUUAAGUAUUCUGUGUUUGUCUGUUUUGUUCUAGGCAGGAAGGGCUGAUUUCACCUAGACUUUCCAAAGAGCUCUGCGCUCCAUGAUUCUAGAUCAUGGAAACCUCAUUCAAGAAAAGCCAUUUUAAAUUCACAACAACAGCAAUGUGCUCAUAGCCUAGGAGAGAUGACUGUACAUGGGAUCGUAUUUCCUCUGUGGAAUAAUACUGUGUGACACAAGUAGCAGACAAGGCUGCUGAAGAUGACGUUGAUAGAUCGGUUUGCUGUGAUGACUAUGUCAAGCGCAGUAAACCGUCUCACAUAGAACACUAUGGUUGGACUUACAUAACUGUUCUCACUCAAGUGUUASAGUGAAUGUUGGCAGACACUUGACUCUUGGUUCAUUUCAAAGCCGUGACUUAGCUGGUGCUGCCCUCAUCAUCAUGUAACCAUAGCUCUGUGUGUAGCUCAUUGAUAAUGAUCACACUGUGUGAUUUUAAAAUCAUUAGAGAAAUGGGUAAUACUGGAACUUGAAAAAUACUGUGUGAUCAUGUGUUAACCAUAAACUGACCAUAAUUGUAGUAAUUAAUUGUUUACAACAAGUCCGAUAGGUUUCAUGUUGGCAUCUGAAAACAGCGCCCUGCAUUAUAGUGGAGCCACUCACAUUUGAGUAAUGUGUCAAUGUUGUUCAGCUAGGUUUCUUGUGCCAAGACAUACAGUGUGUUCUGUUCAUCAUGACAGUUCCCUCCAAAACAGGACUUCAACCCUGACAACAAUGUGAGUAAAUCACAGACAAUCGCUAAAGCACAAAACGGGGGGUCACAAAGGAGAGGAAAUAUAGCUAGGUUGACCAUUAAUGAAUGUCAUAAUGCAAUUUAUCAGAAUGAAUGAAUUAAUAUACAGUAUAUUGAAGAAUAACUAUUUGAUACUGUCUUUUACACAUCUCUCAUCACUGUAUGCUAUAUUUGUUGGUGUGCUAGUUUGUAUUCAUUAUAAUACAAUAUGAUAUACAGUACACAAACAGCAAUUCACAUAUUCUAAUAAAAUAGCAAUGUGUUGCAAUA